UCAGGACAACAAUAAGAAAGUUAUGUGUCUACCUCCUCCUCCUCCUCCUUCUUUCUUCUUCUUGUUGUAAAGGUUGUCACUUCAUUCAAUUGAAUCAUUACAUUUCUAUGACGAAACUGUGAAAGCUAGAGGCUUUUCUCCAUUUGGCUCUUAUGGGUAGUGUCAUCAACAGAGCUAAACCCAGAAACAAACUAUGCUCUUAUGGUUAUUACUCCCAAAGCAGAGGCUUAUCGCAUUCCCAAAGCCUCAAUUCUGAUGAUUCAAUACUUCCGGUUUUGAUUGUUGGUGCAGGACCUGUUGGUCUAACUCUCUCUAUACUUCUUACUAAAUUAGGGGUGAAAUGUUCCAUUUUAGAGAAGAGCAAAGCCUUUUCGAAUCACCCACAAGCGCACUUUAUAAACAACCGCUCUAUGGAGAUAUUUCACAAAUUGGAAGGCCUUGCAGAGGAGAUUCAAAGGUCACAACCCCCUGUAGAAUUAUGGAGGAAGUUCAUUUAUUGUACUUCACUAACUGGUCCAAUUCUUGGGUCAGUGGACCACAUGCAACCUCAAGAUUUUGAAAAAGUUGUCAGCCCAGUAUCUGUUGCACACUUCUCUCAGUAUAAAUUAAGUAGGUUGUUGCUUAGGAAGUUAGAAGAUCUGAACUUCCAUAUUUGUAGACCCGAAAGCGUGCGAGGCCUUGGCGAUGGUCCACUCAAGGGAAGAGAAAUAUUAAUGGGACAUGAGUGUAUAUCGAUGAAUGCCACUGAUUACUCUGUUACAGUAACUGCCUCCCAUAUUGUGGAAGGAAAGUAUAUGGAGAAAGAUAUCAGCUGCAGUAUUCUUGUUGGUACUGAUGGUGCUGGAAGUACCAUACGGAAGCUUGCAGGCAUAGAGCUAAGAGGUGAAAAAGACCUGCAAAAGCUUAUUAGCAUCCAUUUUUUUAGCAGAGACCUUGGACACUACUUGCUCGCUGAGAGACCUGGCAUGCUGUUUUUUAUUUUCAAUACUGAAGCUAUUGGGGUCCUUGUUGCACAUGAUCUCAAGCAAGGAGAAUUCAUCUUGCAGGUGCCAUUCUAUCCUCCUCAGCAGGAUAUCAAUGAUUUCAGUGCAGAGAUAUGCAGAAAGUUAAUUCUCAAAUUGGUAGGUCAAGAGCUUUCAGACAUUGAUGUCACUGAAGUAAAGCCCUGGGUAAUGCAUGCUGAAGUUGCUGAAAAGUUUGUUAGCUGUAACAGUCGGGUUAUACUUGCUGGUGAUGCGGCUCACCGAUUUCCCCCGGCUGGUGGUUUUGGAAUGAAUACUGGCAUUCAGGAUGUUCAUAAUCUUGCUUGGAAACUAGCCUCUUUUAUGAUGGGUAUUGCACCAUCAUCAAUAAUUCAUACUUACGAAAUGGAACGGAGACCGAUUGCCCUUUUCAAUACAGCUCUUAGUGUCCAAAACUUUAGAGCAGCCAUGGCAGUUCCUGCUGCACUCGGUCUUGAUCCAUCUGUUGCAAACUCAGUGCAUGAAGUAAUGAAUGAUGGGGUUGGUUCCAUUUUACCAUCUGGACUACAGAGGGCCAUUUUGGAUGGAAUCUUCAUGAUAGGUCGUGCACAGCUCUCAGAAUCUCUUCUAAAUGAAAGAAAUCCGCUUGGAUCUUCAAGGCUUGAUAAAGUGAGGCGUAUCUUUGAAGAAGGAAAGAGCCUUCAGCUCCAGUUUCCUGCUGAGGAUCUUGGUUUCAGGUACCUUAAAGGAGCACUUGUACCUGAUAAUGAUAGCAAGAAAGGUGUUUUAGAACCACCAACUGGUCGUCGAAGGGACUAUAUUCCUUCUGCAGAUCCAGGGUCAAGAAUGCCACAUAUGGAUGUUCGCGUAUUGUCGAAUUUAUCAAGUGAGGUGACUAUUUCUACGCUUGAUCUUUUGUCUGGGGACAAAAUUGAGUUCCUUCUCAUUGUCGCACCACUUGAGAAGUCCUACCAACUUGCUCGUGCUGCAUUGAAGGUGGCUGAGGUACUCAAAGUUUCUGCUAAGGUUUGUGUAAUGUGGCCUUCUGACUAUGCUGAUAUAUCUGAAGCAUCUAGUAAGAAAGCAUUGGCACCUUGGAAGAACUAUAUAGACGUUUUGGAAGUUAAAAAAUCACCAAAUCUGCCAUCAUGGUGGAGUAUGUGUCAGAUGACUGACAAAGGAGCAAUUUUAGUCAGGCCUGAUGAACAUAUUGCUUGGCGUGUGAAGUCAGGUCUUGAUAAUGAUCCUGUUUCAGAGAUGACCAGGGUUUUUUCUGCUAUAAUGGGGGUCAAAUAACCAAAAUAAAAUUAACCAUUCUGAAAAGACACACACUAUAAUUCUGCUUAUGCUUUGAAGGAGCAGUAAUCCCUACAGGGAAAUUUCAUGGAUGCUAUAUGUAAUUGGAAUGGCAGAAAAUCCUUUGCAACAAUUGAAGAAUAGAUGAUUAGAGGUUGUCUGCAGAAUUUUCAUGGCCUAAAAUUAUUUGGGUGCAAAUCACCAUGGUGCCAGCACUAGAAUUUUGCGUCAGUUAGAUAUAGAAUUUGUAGCAAUAAAUAUGAUUGCAAAACAUUGUUCUUUGGGAUCAUAUAGAACUUAUAGUGUGCUGCAGUCAUUCAUUUCUUUCCCUCUGGGCAUGUCUAAUGAGGGUUAGCACAUGUAUAGCAUGGUUGAACUUGAUGAGUAGGAUAGUCACAUUGUAGUAAUGCUGUAGUAUAUGCAUGUAUCCUCCAAAGAAGAUUGAAAAUGCUUUGUUUUUUUUUUUUUU
Ricinus communis (castor bean) is the source of this 2727-nucleotide messenger RNA. Its product is annotated as 2,4-dichlorophenol 6-monooxygenase. The transcript has 11 exons. Gene Ontology annotation, molecular function: FAD binding. Lineage: Eukaryota; Viridiplantae; Streptophyta; Magnoliopsida; Malpighiales; Euphorbiaceae. Bases 153 to 2258 code for a protein of 701 amino acids. The record is from RefSeq and is a predicted model, not a curated record.